AUGGCCGAGAUGUGGCAUUGUGAGACGCCGGUAAUGGCCGAAGUGUCGCAUCGGAUGUCAAACUUUUACAUUGUUUUCCAAUUCGAAGCCGUCACAUCAAUUCACUGGGGACUGCCAGCAGGAUGUCUUCCCACGAGAAGUCCAAUUGACAAAGCUCGAAGAAUACAGGACGAGCACAUCAAAGCCGAUCGGAAUUACUUUGUCACGUGGGACAACACUUUGCACAAGCUACCAACUACAUCCCGCACCAGUAUGAAAACCAAGACAUCCAAGAAGACACGUGCGGAGAUACUUGCCAGGACAUAUUUUGGAGAUGAAACGUUUGACAUGUGCUAUGGCACCGAAGGUGAUGCAUCAAUGACGGUGGACACACCGUCCUAUACAGCAUUGGCCGAUGCACAGUACGGCAGACAAAUAUUUGAGAUGUGCUUUGACCCCGAGGUUGAACCAGCACCUAUCAUUACUGCAGAGACAUCUGUGCCACCAGCGUCGCCCCGAUAUGACCUAUGCUGGGACGAGGCACCGAUUGCCUCGGAUGCCGACGUCAACCAAAUCGUGGAGCUGGCGACAUCUGCGCCACCAAUGGCGUCCCAAUACUAUUUCUGUUGGGAUGCUGCGCCGAUUGCCUCGGAUGCCGAUGUCACACCUAUCAUGGAGCCGGUCAACACACCUGCAACAGAAGAGCGAUAUGAUAUGUGUUGGGAUGACCAACCGCCGGCAUCAACAUUUUUCCACAAUGCUGAUUGUGAUAUGUGCUGCGGCGAUGAAGCAUCCGGCAAUGCCGAUGAACCAUCUGGCGAUGCCGAUGACCGAGGAAGUGGUCUGACCUUUGAAGAGAUCGUCGACUCGGUCAAUGCCAGUUAUGAUCAACUUCGGCUUGCAUCGCCGGCCGCAACACCACCACCGAGAUCCACCGGGCUUGCUUCGCCGGCCGCAACACCACCACAGAGGCCAACAACACCAAGUCAAAUGUCUGACACUAGUGAGGAGGUUCUCAGCCGAGCCAAUAUGCGGUUACACAAUAUUGACACUUUCAUGAACAAUGACCCAGGAGAAGCAUUUGCGGUGAUUAUAGAUGCAAACCGUGGUUUGAUCUCGGAGUACAGGGAAGCUCGGGACAGAUUCAUGGAGGCUGGCAAAGAUGUUGCAAAGAUCCAACAUCUGAUGAACUUACAGCGUCAGAUAGAUGAUCCAUUGCGUGUAUUACUGAAGUCAAUGAGGAAAAUGGGCCGGGGCGAUUCCCCGGUCCGGUAA
Molecule: messenger RNA, 1254 nt
Organism: Suillus clintonianus
Lineage: Eukaryota; Fungi; Basidiomycota; Agaricomycetes; Boletales; Suillaceae
Exons: 6
Coding region: 1-1254 (417 amino acids)
Source: RefSeq, a predicted model, not a curated record